Messenger RNA from Aureococcus anophagefferens, 942 nucleotides. RefSeq lists its product as hypothetical. The transcript has a single exon. The coding region runs from base 1 to 942 and encodes 313 amino acids. Gene Ontology annotation, cellular component: mitochondrial inner membrane. NCBI's taxonomy places the organism in Eukaryota, Pelagophyceae, Pelagomonadales, Pelagomonadaceae. The record is from RefSeq and is a predicted model, not a curated record. Gene Ontology annotation, molecular function: S-adenosyl-L-methionine transmembrane transporter activity.
AUGGUCGUCAAGCAGCGCAAGAACCUGCUCGUCGAGAACGUCGUCGACCCCGCGAGCGGCGAGGUGCUCGAGGAGUUCCGGCUGCCGCCGUGGUGGCCGAAGCGCCUGCGGCCGCCGCGGAGGCUCGCGCGCGGCGUGUCGAACGCGGAACUCGCCCUCGCCGGGUUCGCGGCCGGCGGGCUCACGGAGGUCGCGCGCGUCGCGGCGCUGCACCCGCUGUCGACGGUCAAGACGCGGUCGCAGGGCAACUUCGAGGGCGACGACAUCUUCGCGGACCUCUACGCGGGCGCGGGUCCGUCCAUCGCCGCCGCCGCGCCGGCGGCCGCCACGUACUACUUGGUGAGGGACCUCGCGAAGCGCGCCGUCGCCGAGGGCCCGGGCGCGGACUGGGAUGCGUUGCUCGUCGCGGUCGGCGUCGCCGCCGUCGCGUCGGCGGCGUCCAUCGCCGUGCGCGCGCCGGCGGACGUGCUCGCCGCGCGCGCGCAGCUGUCGGGCGCCGAGUCGUCGAUCGGCGACGCGCUCGACGUCGGCCGACGGCGGUACCCGACGCUCGUCGCGACGGAGGUGCCCUACUCGCUCCUGCGAUUGGUCGGCGUCGCGCUGCUGGACGCCGAGUUCCCGCCGAACGGCCGGGGCGUCGGCGUCGCCUCGGCGCGGACCGCGGUCGUCGCCGCGGUCGCGGCGCUGGCGACGACGCCGCUCGACGUCGUGCGCACGCGCGCGCUCCUCGCGACGGCGUCGAACGAGCGCGCGCCGGGCGUCGUCGGCGCGCUCCGCGGCAUCGCGGCGACGGAGGGCGGCGACGCGCUCUUCGCCGGCGCGGCGGCGCGCGUGCUCUACAACGGCAUCGUCGUCGCGGCGGUCAUCCCGCUCCGGAGCCUGUUCUACACGGGGCUGCGGGACGCGCUCAUCCUCGACGGGGUCUUCGAGUUCGACGCGUGA